AUGUCAUUCUUUGGGUUUGAUACGACAUUGCCUUCGCAUAAUAAGGCACAGCAGAAUGCCCAUUCGUCAGUGACAAGUAAUGACAACAAUAAUGAGAUUUUAGAUUUUGAUGACACUUAUAAAGGUUAUGGUGAAUACGAAGAAGAAGAAGGCGAUUAUUUAAAUGCAGAGACGUUCGGUGGUGACGUUGAGAUCGGUACAGAUUUUGAUUUUGGUCAUAGCAAUCAAAGUGAACCAAUUGUUAAUACUAAUAGAAAAUCUUAUGUGCAAGCAGCUACUUCUGGCUUUGGUAAUGGUUCCAAUAAACAGACCUUACCCAAUACUGGCUCUAUUGCUACAGUUAAUUUAGACGUGUCCGUGGAUUUAAAACCAAUGGAAUCUUUAUGGGGCGGUAGUGAUGCUUCAUUUACUGGUGCUACUACUAAUGCUGCCACUAAUACUACUACUAAUGCUGCCACUAAUACUACUACUAAUGCUCCCCAUGUUUUGUCAAUGGAAGAAAUUGAAAGACAGCAACGCCAAUUCCAACAGUUCAAUAAUGGACAUCCUCCCCAUCAAGGGCCACCAUAUAUGCCCCCUCAGGGUUUCAUGCCUCCGCCUCAACUUCCACCUCAACAGCAAAAUCAAAAUGCGGGUCAAUUUAAUCAACCUGCUUUUGUACCACAACUGUAUCCAAACAUGUAUCACCCUAAUCAAUACUAUCAACAACCUUUGGCUCAAAACCCACAAUCGCAUCAACAGCAGCAACACCAUUUGAGUAUGCCUCCCCCAAUAAAUGUCAAUCCAAUCUCUCUAUCUUCACCCAAUGAACAACAACAGCAGUCUGUAGUUUCUGCUUCCAUUCCAACUAAUGUUACUUCUUCUUCAACUCCUACCAAUUCUGCUACUAUAUCCACAUCCACCGCAAUCCCUUUAUCUUCUCCAAUGUUGGAAACGGAUUUACAUAAAACACCACUAAGCCAUACUGCUUCCCCAAUGGUUUCUGAUCAUCCAGAGUUAAACAUGUCUGUGAAUGCUAUUCCUACACCACCAAUCCAUGCCCCUGUCAUGGUUUCUUCACAUUCACCUGCUCCUACCCAUCAGCAGCAACCACCACAACAACAACAACAGCAGCAGCAACAAUCACAAGGCAGAUCUUCUCAAAGAAGAGAACCACUGACCCCGGAAGAACAGAAAAGAUUGCAAAUUCGUCAUGCUAAAGUUGAAAAGAUCCUAAGACAUGCUGGCCUAAUGACUCCAAGAGACAAGGAUUUCAUCACUCGUUAUCAAUUGUCUCAAAUUGUCUCUGAUGAUCCAUACAAUGAAGAUUUUUAUUUUCAAGUCUACAAGAUUAUCCAACGUGGUGGCGUUGUUGGAGAAUCCAAUAAGGGUUUAAUUGCUAGAGCUUACUUAGAACAUUCUGGUCAUAGACUUGGUGGACGUUAUAAAAGAGCAGAUAUUGCAUUACAGAGAAUGCAAAGUCAAGUGGAAAAAGCCGUCACUGUCGCUAAAGAGAGACCACAAAAGAAAAAUGAUGAUAGUUUGAAUUCAGGUAACGGAUCUGGGCGUGACGGUGUUCUUGGUAAAGUGUCAACCUCCUUAAACAGUAAGGCUCCACGUAGACAAUUGACUCUUCCAUUAACUACCAGUAGAAGUGGGUCUAAUUUAGCAGACGAAGACAUUAACAGCCCAGGCCAAUUACGUAGGAAUAGUUCUAUUGGUGGUGCACUACAAGAAGUCACUGAAUCUUUAGAUAACGUGGAUUUGAAUGCAAAGACACGUGCUAGAAGAAGAUCAUCUUAUGCAUUGUCUUCCAUUGAUCAAAAUUUCGUAUUGACUCGCUCAGGUGGAAGAAAAUUUGUCUUAUCAUUAAUUGAAAGUGUUUAUAAAGAAGUUUUAGAAUUAGAAGCUAAUUUAAGAAGUGGUAAAGAGAUCAGUAAUAAAGAGUUGUGGUCAGCUUUACAUGUCGAUGAUGAGUUUUAUGAAGUUUCACCAUUUAUCUCCAUGUUAUCAUUUGAUAAAGGUGUUAAAAUUAUGCCAAGGAUUUUUAAUUUCUUAGAUAAAGAACAAAAAUUGAAGUUGUUACAGACUUUUUUCUCUGAACUAUCACACUUAAAUAUAAUCAUUAUUAGUUCUUAUAGAACAAAUCCAGAACCAAAUGAAUCCCAAUUAAAGAAAAUAGAUCUAUUCCAAACUGUCUUUUUAAAGAUCAUUGUUUCAUUUUUAUCUAACAGUUCUAAUUUUAUUGAAAUUAUGAGCUUGUUAUUACACUUAAUUAAAAACAAUAAUGUUGCAUUUAUAUCUACAUCAAAGAUCGGUUUGAAUUUAAUAACUGUCUUGAUUUCAAGGGCGGCUUUAAUUAGACAAGACUCUAAUAGGAGCAGUGUGUUGUCAACCCCAGAGAUUUCUACAUGGAAUGAAAUAUAUGAUAAGUUAUUUACUGCAUUAGAAAGUAAAAUUUCCAAUAUUUUCCCUCCUAAGGAAUACAUUGAUAAAAUUAAUCAGUUAUCAUCACAAUCUGCUAAUGAUAAUAACAAUACUAAUCAUACUAAUAUUAACAACAAAAAUAAUAAUAGCCAGAGUUCACCAAUGACACACUAUUAUGAUCAAGCAUACAUAUGGCAAUUUCUUGCAUCGUUGGCAUUAAGUGGUAAGUUAAAUCAUCAAAGAAUUAUUAUUGAUGAGGUUAGAGAUGAAAUCUUUGGUACAAUAAAUCAAGCAGAAUUAUUGAAGGAACAAUUACAACAAAAAUUGGCAAUGGAUGGAAACCAAAACACUGCUGUAUCCGACGAAAUUAUGUAUAGACGUGAGAAAUUGUACCAAGAUUUGAACUUAUUUUUGAAUGUUAUGGGGUUGGUUUCUCGUGAUGGUGAAAUUACUGAAUUAAAAUAG
Messenger RNA from Arxiozyma heterogenica, 2871 nucleotides. It is a transcript of the gene PAT1, whose product is annotated as deadenylation-dependent mRNA-decapping factor PAT1. Bases 1 to 2871 code for a protein of 956 amino acids. Lineage: Eukaryota; Fungi; Ascomycota; Saccharomycetes; Saccharomycetales; Saccharomycetaceae. Gene Ontology annotation, molecular function: RNA binding. The record is from RefSeq and is a predicted model, not a curated record. The transcript has a single exon. Gene Ontology annotation, cellular component: P-body. Gene Ontology annotation, biological process: deadenylation-dependent decapping of nuclear-transcribed mRNA; P-body assembly.